This is a messenger RNA of Eleginops maclovinus (Patagonian blennie), 1588 nucleotides long. Its product is annotated as complement C1q tumor necrosis factor-related protein 7. The coding region runs from base 129 to 1013 and encodes 294 amino acids. NCBI's taxonomy places the organism in Eukaryota, Metazoa, Chordata, Actinopteri, Perciformes, Eleginopidae. The transcript has 3 exons. The record is from RefSeq and is a predicted model, not a curated record. Gene Ontology annotation, molecular function: protein binding.
AGGAAGAGUGCAGACAGCUGCAUUACACAACUCUGCAGACAUCUGAGCGCGCUGCAGGAUAAUAUGUGAACCUCUAACCAGAGCACUCUGAGGAAGAUCUGAGGGGGUAACGGACCAUAUCAGGGGAGAUGGACCGCUGCCAGCUGAGGGCCCUGAGGAUGAUGUCUCUGAUGGCGCUGUGUCUCCUGCAUGGUGUGUCCGCUCAGCUGUUUGACUCCAAACUGAAGGGAUCCCACCGUCUGGUCUGCAGCAUCUCCGGGGCCCCAGGACCUCCAGGUAAACCGGGCCCCGCCGGGACCCCGGGGUCCGAGGGGAGUCUGGGAAUCCCGGGGAGAGACGGCAGAGACGGGAGGACGGGGGAGAAGGGAGAGAAGGGAAGCGCAGGGGGGAAGGGCAGGGUUGGCCCCUCCGGUCAUAUCGGGGCCCGAGGUGAGCGCGGAUCCCUGGGGAAGCGAGGCCCCGCCGGAGAGGAUGGGGACCCCGGUCUAGAUGGUCCUCCAGGGCGGGAUGGACUGAAGGGGGACAAAGGAGGCCGAGGAACCCGAGGGACCUCAGGAACCUGCAGGUGUGGAUCCCUGACACCCAGAUCUGCGUUCUCUGCAGGCAUCACCAGCAGCUACCCGGCGGAGAAGACCCCCAUCAGGUUCAACAAGGUGCUGUUUAACGAGGGGGGGAACUAUGACCCUCAGACCGGCAAGUUCAUGUGCUCGCUCCCCGGGGUCUACUUCUUCUCCUACCACAUCACGCUUGCCAACAAGCACCUGGCCAUCGGGCUGGUGCAGAACGGCCAGUACCGUAUUAAGACCUUCGACGCCAACACGGGGAACCACGACGUGGCCUCGGGGUCCACCGUGGUGUUCCUGAACCCAGAGGACGAGGUGUGGCUUGAGAUCUUCUUCAAGGACCAGAACGGCCUGUUUGCAGAACCGGGCUGGACCGACUCGCUGUUCUCUGGGUUCCUGCUGUACGCUGAUACCGAGUACAUGGACACACUGGCCGAGGAGUACUCAUAGGAGCUGAAGGACCCUGAAGACAGCAUCUCCAUUGUCCAAUGGGAUUCCUCCGUGUGGUUUUGGAUUAUGUCAGAACAUUUUCUGUGUGUCAAUCAGCCGUUUGAAGGGGAGCUGCAUGCUAAGCUAAGCUAACGUCUCCUGGCUGUAGGGACAUGAGAGGGGGGUCGUUUCCUUCUCAUCUAACUCUGAAGAACACCUUUAUUUCCCAAAGUGACGUAAUAAUAGUCCUCUAAAGGUCUCCAGUUAUACUCUUUACUCUGAACGCCUCCGGAGACGGCUUACAGAGAGAACAACAUUAAAUUCACACCUGUGGCAUCGUGCUGUGUGCCUCAGACUGGUCUCAGUGAAGGGCAGUCUGAGGCACACCUAAUAACCAUGCUGUCUGACCAGCAUCUGGAUGAGCCACAACUGUGAGGCGGAGGGAUCAUCCCUGCUCACACACACAGAUUCAGACACAACAUGUGUUCGUAUCUGACUUCAGCUCAUGGGAAGUGUUGUAUUGUUGUUGAUGCAUUUGAUAGACUUUGUGGUGUGUAUUAUUAAUUACUGAUUUAAUAAAAUACCCCCAAAUGUAA